CAAGAGGAUAGCGAAAUGGGGUAUUUCUUGAUUUGUUAAUUGGCAUUUUAAUCUUCACCUGGAGGCUGGUGGUUCUGAAACAAUAAGUAGUCCCAUACACAAGACAUGUAUUACUUGGGGACAGGAAGCCACCAAGUAGAAGACCAGAAGCAGGUUGUGGUUUUGCACACUGUAGCCAGAAUUGUAAAAUAAAUAAAAUAAAAUAAAUAAUUCAACGUCAAAAAUCAAUUGAAAAUGUACCCAAGCGCAGUGACAAUGCUGGGAUGUUUGACUUGGAUCUUCAUGUCUUUGGGGAGUGCGCCCGUCAGCUCUAAAGGGAUUCUAGUGAAGCAGUAUCCUUCAGAUCUAUGUGUCGGACUUGGACAUUCAGCUGCCAUCAUUUGCGCUUUUGAAUUCGACAUUAAAGAUGGAGCCAAGAUCGACGUUUACUGGCUCAAGCGUGAAGAUCAAAAUGAAAUUAAGACUGUAGUUCACACUGCUUUGAAGAACUUUCCCACGCUGAAUACAAAUGCAAUUCACAACGAUUCUAAAACUGGCUUCAGAGUCUCUGGCAACUUAAAACAAGGUUUCCUUAUUCUGGAAUUAAAAAACAUUCAAGAAGCAGACUUUGGUUUGUACAUCUGCAAAAUAACUGGAACCAUACCACCUCCACAUGUAGAAGGAAAAGCCAACGGCACCCUCAUUAAACACAGCUGUGACAGAGGUUGUACUCACACAUCAGAGACCAAGAGACUUCUGCCGCAAACAAUUUCAGUUCCUGGAAACACAACACUGUAUCAGAAUCACGGUAGCAAUGGCAGUAUAUUAAUUGCUAUUGUUGGGUUCCUUGCGACAUAUGCUUUGAUUAUCACAAUCAUUGCAUUAGUUUGUCAGUUUCACAAAAAGAGAUCAAAAGACGUAAAGGGGGACUCGAUGAUAUAUGAAGACAUGAAUAGAGUAAAGCAUGAAAUGAUGGGAAUGAGAACAUAUUAGAAUGUCUAACUUGGAUAUGGUGAUUUCAUCCCCUGCACAUACCAAUGAACACUGUGUUUCGAUAGUGGUUUUCCAUUCAUGUUUCCUGCCCUCCGUUUGUGGUCUGAAGAGAAGUCCCUACAAAGAUGUGUUAACUCCUCAGUUUUCUCACCAUUCAAUGAAAUCAAAAAGGAUAAAAAUAAUAAUGUUUAAUAUCAAACUGUAAACCAGGGGCCUAAAAUGCUUCUACAUAUUCUUAGCCUUUGUCUUAAAAUUGAAUAUUGUGCAGAAUUUUGAAAAACAAUUUAGAUUUUGUCUCCAUUUGGAAGCCCAAAUUGCCCAAAGCCAUCUCUAGGUUUCGGUGUACAUUGCAACACUUGCACAUUUGAAGCCUGAACUAACCUUUAAAAAAGAAUAUUCUUGACCUUAAAUAGAGACAGAUGCUCAUUACAUACCAUGCCAUUUGUCCCUCUCACAUAGCUUCUCUAUAUGGUAUAAGGAAUCUAAUGAAAAAAGCCAAUGUUAACCACUUUCAAAAGGAUGGUCUACAAAUUUUCUUAACAUCAAUGUAAAUGGUAAAUGUUUCAAUUUUUUUUAAAUAUGGGGUAAACUCUGAAUUCUAUUUUACUGUUAAUAGAAUACCACUUUGAAAAUAUUACAUUAAAUGUAACACAAUUAAAUGUUGCGUUUUUUUAAAUAAACAAAUUGUGUUGUGAAGAUUUUGUAAAAUUCAUUUUCUUGGCUGAUGGAAUUGCAAGCUUCAUAGCAGCCCAACAUUUCUCAUGCUCAGUGAGCACCUUGGGACGUCCUCCUGACGUGAAAUGUAAUGUGUUGUUGUCAAUGGUCGUAGCUUUAAGACUUGUGCUUUAAAUGUUAGUCAUGCAGAAUUUUGGAAAGUUCUUGAAUUCCACCUUGAUUUCGAAAGCUGUUCUUUAGAAAACAAAUUUAAGAAUUUUUCAUGGCCACUUUCCAUUUUCCAAUCUUGAAUUUUAAGAGAAUAGUCUUAAGACUAAGAUCAUGAGAAAUACUGUGCUUCAUCUGGACACUGGAGCUGUGCAAGGAUCCUCGUUAAGAAACGGUUGAAGAAAUAUCACAAAUUAGCAGUAAUAUCACCUAUAUACAUGAUUGUGGGUCUGUAUGUAAUAUAUAUGCGUAUGCAUAUACAUAUUUGUUUAAAUGUGUUAAAAUGUGACUGUAUCAUGACGAUGUUAUGAAAAGGCUCAACUCUUUUACUCUUGUGUUAU
Callorhinchus milii (elephant shark) is the source of this 2195-nucleotide messenger RNA. Its product is annotated as T-cell-specific surface glycoprotein CD28 homolog. Lineage: Eukaryota; Metazoa; Chordata; Chondrichthyes; Chimaeriformes; Callorhinchidae. Bases 235 to 972 code for a protein of 245 amino acids. Gene Ontology annotation, biological process: T cell receptor signaling pathway; regulation of T cell proliferation. Gene Ontology annotation, cellular component: external side of plasma membrane. The transcript has 6 exons. The record is from RefSeq and is a predicted model, not a curated record.